This is a messenger RNA of Xenopus laevis (African clawed frog), 4203 nucleotides long. It is a transcript of the gene stat6.L, whose product is annotated as signal transducer and activator of transcription 6 L homeolog. Bases 644 to 3019 code for a protein of 791 amino acids. The transcript has 21 exons. Gene Ontology annotation, biological process: regulation of DNA-templated transcription; positive regulation of transcription by RNA polymerase II; signal transduction. Gene Ontology annotation, cellular component: nucleus; cytoplasm. Gene Ontology annotation, molecular function: DNA-binding transcription factor activity; DNA-binding transcription factor activity, RNA polymerase II-specific; DNA binding. The record is from RefSeq and is a predicted model, not a curated record. Lineage: Eukaryota; Metazoa; Chordata; Amphibia; Anura; Pipidae.
AAAUAACUGCAACUAUUAUAGGCGGUUUUAAAGAAAUUGGAGUGCUGUCAAUGGAUAUACAUUUGUACAUUAUGGGGGAGCUGUUGUGAACAGGAUCUAAGACGUGCAACCAAAGGACAAGUGGGCCGAGAAAGUAAGUGCAGUUCUCAAUGGAAUUGCUUUGUCCAAACUUAAAAACAAUGUCAAGAUUUGUAGUGUAGUGACUUUCUAACAAGGGAGGGGGAUGAGAUAAUCAGGAGUGAAAAGGAGUAAUUUCCAAGCAAGCCACACAGAGGAAACUUGUGCAACUUUCAUGGGCAGGGCUAAUAAAGUAGUACGUCUCAUGCUCACAACGCUGGGCUGCAGCCAGUUUUUCUGCCUCAAAUCAGGAAGUGAAAGCAGAAAAAAGAAAGAAAGAAAAGCAACGCAGCUUUGAGAUCUUUCGAGUUGCUCAGGAAAACAUUAAUACAGGCUGGGCACUUGGACUUGUUGCUCAGAUGAACAUUUCUGUCCGCUUCUGACAUGGAUUGAAUAGAGAAUCACAUAACACUGGGAAUAUUUAAAGGAAGAAGAGAAAGUGAAAGUUUGGAGGCAAAACCCGGUGUUGGAGAGCAGUCGCAAGGGGACAGUUCAGAACACUCAGAGGCAUGAACCCAUAGAUAAAAUGGCUCAAGUGUCUCUUUGGAGUUAUGUGUCCAGAAUUGGUCCUGAGAAGUUUGAAAAUAUGUACCAAGAAUUUCCAAUAGAAGUUCGGAGUCUCAUGGCUGAUUUCUUGGAGAAUCAACCCUGGGAGUAUGUCACUGGAUCAGAUUCAUUCUGCUUGGAAUUGGCAAAUACUUUGAUACAGCGUUUAUUGGAAGAACUUAAGAAGAUCUCCAGAAAUAGUGGAGUUGCAGUUCAUCUGAUUCAUCAGUAUGUACAGAGGAUAUCAAAGCAGGAUUCAGUGCAGACAGUGCUGCAGAUUAAAUGUCUUCUGGAAAAUGAAAAGGCGGUGGUCUUGAAACAGGUUCCACGCUUAAGCGUGAGCCUCAACCAGAGAAAGGAGGAAAUGCAGUUCAAUGUUCAGAUAAUGAAGCUAAAGCAUAAGUUACAGCAAGUUACAAUGGUUCAACAACAGUUAAGAGAUGCAAAGAAGAACAUGGGCUUUCACAAUCAAAUGCACAACGUGGCAAGUCUACAUAUGCAAUGGGAAGUGCUCGUAAAGGAAUACUUUCAAAUUUUGGAGAGUGCUCAAACUCAGGCCCUUAAAAGGAUCAGUAUCUGGAAAAGACAGCAACAGCUUGCAGGGAAUGGUGCCCCAUUUGAUGAGAAUCUGAUUCCCCUGCAGGAAAGAAUGGAAACAAUAUUUGCAAUGUUUCAAGAUAUUGAUCGAGCAUUGAAGGACUUUAGUUUAUUGGGGGAGGAGGUGCCAUCAGGGCUUCCUGAAAACAUGAACAGUUCCCUUCGGACUCUCAUUACAAGUUCUCUCUUGGUUGACAAACAGCCCCCACAAGUGCUGAAGACACAGUCAAAGUUCCAAGCCAGCGUGAACUUCUUGCUUGGAUCUCGACUACUCAGUAGUUCCCCCAAAAUGCCUGUAGUGAGGGCAACUAUCAUAACUGAAAAAAAAGCACAGGAGCUCUAUCAGACACCUAUCGGGGAGUCCUGGAAUGAGGGCGCUGGUGAUAUUGAGAAUGGGAAAUCUGUCCUGGAGAUUGCGCCAAACUCCAAAACGUGUGGUGCUGUUUUCAAAAAUUUGUUGCUGAAGAAGAUAAAACGGUGUGAGAGAAAGGGUUCCGAAUCAGUAACGGAAGAGAAAUGCGCUGUGCUGUUUAUAGCUGAAUUCAACCUGAACUCCAUAAACACAACGUUCCACAUACAAGCCUUAUCCCUACCUGUCGUGGUUAUUGUUCACGGGAACCAGGACAACAAUGCUAAAGCCACCAUUCUGUGGGACAAUGCUUUCUCAGAGGUGGAACGUCGCCCCUUCUUUGUAGAGGAAAAGGUGCCCUGGUCCAAGAUGUGCCACACCCUUAAUAUGAAGUUUGUUUCUGAAGUGGGGACAAAGCAAGAGCUGCAAAGAGAGCAUUUUAUGUUUCUUGCCCAAAAGAUUUUCAAUGACAACAGCUUAAAUGAUGACCAAGACCGGAUGGUUUCAUGGUCUCAGUUCAAUAAGGAGCCUCUUCGGGAAAGGAACUUUACAUUUUGGCAGUGGUUUGAUGGUGUUGUGGAUCUCACCAAAAAGUGUUUGAAAGAUUAUUGGUCUGACAGGUUGAUUAUAGGCUUUAUCAGCAAGCAGUAUGUUCACACGCUACUAAGUACUCAGCCUGAUGGAACCUUCCUCCUGCGUUUCAGCGACUCGGAGAUUGGUGGCAUCACCAUAGCACAUAUUUUAAAGAGAGAGGACAACUCAGCACAGAUCCAGAAUAUCCAACCAUUCACUGCUAAAGAUCUGAACAUUCUUUCUCUUGGUGACCGCGUUAGAGAUCUGAAACAGCUAAAAUAUUUGUACAGUAACAAAUGCAAAGAUGACGUCUUUGGAAGACACUACUCAAAAAAAACUUCCAAAACGCCUGAUGGAUACACCCCAACAUUGAUAACAUUAAAGGUUGCUGGCGGGGAUACCACCAACCCAGUUAACCCCCUGAUCAGUAACGAACCAACAUGGCCGGUUAAUGGAGUGGGAGCAAUUGGUAGUAUCUCACCGCCGCCGCCACCACCACCAAGACCCUUACAGCCACCCAUCUUUCAUCACGUUGAAGGCCAUCCUACUCCACCCUACUCCACUCCAGACUUUGUACCCAUGUUGCCUUAUCCUGAGGGGUGUGAUCCAGGAUUGCAGUGGAAUGGACCGAUCUUCAUUCCUCCAGUGCAAAUCAUGCCGCCACAACCCUUUCACUCGCAAGAACCAUUUCCCAACAUGGUCCUAAACCCAAAUGAUAUCAACAUGAUGGACGAACUCCAAACCAUCGAGGACGCCUUAGGAGAGGAUUUCAGUUCAUCCCAUGUGUUGGCCCCACUGAGCAUAGUCCACGAUACAGAUACCAACUGGAUGGAGUGAAUGCAAAUGCCCGGACUCACUGCAAUUUUGUCUCUCCCCAUAUACAUAAACAUAAUAAGCUCUGCCGCCUGUGAAACUUCAUUUCUAAGUGCAAACCAACAGAUCCCAACUUGUAACUGCUUACAAUAUAUGGCUCGUGUUUGAAUCUCUUUCCCUUUUGGAUAAAGAUGAUAUUUUGCAUUAUGGUAAAGAGAUACAGCGGGGAAGAGGUUAGUUUUAGGAAUGCAGGAAUAUGAAUUCAAGCCCACGUGAAUCAGCCUACAUCUUGAUCUGCAGCUUUCUGGCAAAGACUAGGCUUGGCUUCAUAGCAUCUGGUGUUCUGCGUGGGCAGCACUAAGCAGGGUGGUUUUCAGGUCUGACCUUUCCUGUGUGUGUGUAGGCAGCACUCCUAAACACUGAAUUCCUUUAGCAGAGAGCUAGGGGCUGGGGAUUUCUGACUGCCUGCCUUAGUGCUCUUUGAUAUCAUUAAACGAUUUUAUAUUUCAAAUGCACCUAGAGUUUCCUUUUGCAAAAUUGACCCAAAUAAUUCAAUUACAAUAGCUUUAUUACUGGGAUUUCUAUCCGAACAAAUGCUAUAUGCAGUUGUUUGGCCUCAAUGCAUCAUGUUCAUGGAUUGAUUUUUUGUUCUCCCCGCUCUACCGCUGCCAAGCCAAAAAGAAUAAAGGGAAAUGGGGAGCCCUGAGACACCCGCAAGCUUUUGACUAUACUUUUAUUUACAUUCGGAUGAACAGAUCCAAUGGUCCUGGAAAAAAUCAAGAUGACAGGAGAACAUUGUGAUGGAUUGGAAAACCCUGUACAACAUGAAACAGAGCCGCAAGUUUAUAUUGGGAAGAUUAAUUUGCUCUUUGAUCCUAGAGAAAGCAAACUCGUCGGCUGCUACUGUAUUUGUAGAUGUCUGGCAUAGCACCAUUUCCAUAAUCAUUAAUCCAACAUAACUCAGCUAAGGAAAUAUAAGGAACUGCUUCGGAGAACAACCUAUUAAUAAGCAAAGUAGUAACAAGACCAAGUAUUCGCUUGGGCUUAUUGCAUGGAACAAGAAUAAAAAGACUACACAUGAGAAGGGCAAACCACAGAAAUGUAUUACUUUUACAUUCAAGAUUAUUCUACCUUUAUUACGAGAGCAGAUGUAUUGUAAAAGUGAAACAUGUAUAUCACAGUCAAUUAUUAAAUCUUAUAUUAUUUGU